Messenger RNA from Hymenoscyphus albidus, 960 nucleotides. Lineage: Eukaryota; Fungi; Ascomycota; Leotiomycetes; Helotiales; Helotiaceae. The record is from the annotation of a GenBank genome assembly.
AUGACGAAGGAGGAAGAUAUCACACGCUCGGCGAUAGCAGAAGCAGUGGGCAACGAUGAAACCAUUCGAUCUACAAAGCGAGAACGAGAACCACGACCACAAUCUCUCCCACCACCGCCCCUGACCAUCACCCGAGCGCAAAAGCGAAUCUCCACUAUCUUCAAGAAACCACCGCCUCGAUUUCCGCGCUUCAUGGACCUGCCCGCUGAGAUCCGAAUGCAGAUCUGGGAAGAAUCAUUCGAAUACCGAGUCCAUGAAUUACAUCCUUGCGCAAAGCUAUACAACGAUCGAAUGACCUUCCGCUCCAACAGUAGUCAAACACCCGCCAUCUUUCAUGUAAAUCGCGAGUCGAGAGCCAUCGCAUUGAAGAACUAUCAAUUAAUGAAGUUCGACCCGGUGAGAGGGAAUACGGGGAAGGGGAUAUUGAGAUUUUAUUUCCACCCGGAGAGAGAUACGUUGUUGUUGAAUAGCUUGAUGGGAUUAUUCAUGAUGUUUGUCUUGUUGGAGGAGGAAGCUGAUUAUGCGGGAACCAUGAAGGGAUGGCAGACAGUAGCAUUCGACGCCGAGCGCGCGCAAUUAAUCACUCUCCUCUCCGGCAUCCACGGCCACGCUCCCCAACCACGAAUCAAAGAAGUCUUCCCCUCUCUACAAAAACUCAUCAUCGCAUUCGAUUACACGAGUAGAGGCAAGACCCGAUUUCGCACCUCUGUCUGGCCCGGUGAGAAUGGAACCUCUCUCAAGAAGUUUCCCUGGCCGGUCAUGGAGUCGACGGAGUUUGACAACAUCUUCAAUCCCAUGAGAGAGUAUCUGGAGAAUGAUUUCGAAAAGGGAAGUGUGCCAGAGAUACAUGUCGCCAAAGUCAAGAGGAAGGCGUUCAUUCGAGGGGAUAUUCGGUACGCAUUCCGAAAAAGCUGUGCUUUCGUUGGAGUUCGACCGAGAGGUAUAUUUCGGCGUAUUUAG